AUGAAAGAUUUGAUGAGGUUCAAAUAUGAUGAAAGCAUAGAGAUGCCGUUCGGAGGGAAAACAAUAGUCUUUGGUGGAGAUUUUAGGCAAAUCUUGCCAGUGAUUCCAAAGGGGACAAGACAAUACAUCGUCAAUGCAUCUUUAAAUUCAUCAUAUCUAUGGCAGCAUUGUGAAAUAUUAAAGCUAACUAUCAACAUGCGGCUGCAAUCUAUAGCUGCAGAUAGUGGCAUACAAGAUUUGCAGCAAUUUGCCAAAUGGAUUCUUCAAGUCGGCAAUGAAAUAUCAGAAGGAAUGAGUGACGAGUGCAAUUUAAUUAGCAUACCUCAUGAAUUCCUUAUCACCUAUUAUAAUGAUCCAAUUGAAACAAUCAUUGAAGCAAUCUAUUCUGAUUACAUUGGUGACAUGUAUAACGAACGCCACUGGAAAGGUUGA
Messenger RNA from Arachis duranensis, 432 nucleotides. RefSeq lists its product as uncharacterized. The record is from RefSeq and is a predicted model, not a curated record. The transcript has a single exon. Bases 1 to 432 code for a protein of 143 amino acids. Gene Ontology annotation, molecular function: DNA helicase activity. Gene Ontology annotation, biological process: telomere maintenance; DNA repair. Lineage: Eukaryota; Viridiplantae; Streptophyta; Magnoliopsida; Fabales; Fabaceae.